Molecule: messenger RNA, 3683 nt
Organism: Chanos chanos (milkfish)
Lineage: Eukaryota; Metazoa; Chordata; Actinopteri; Gonorynchiformes; Chanidae
Gene: iars2
Product: isoleucyl-tRNA synthetase 2, mitochondrial
Exons: 23
Coding region: 130-3159 (1009 amino acids)
Biological process (GO): isoleucyl-tRNA aminoacylation; mitochondrial translation
Cellular component (GO): mitochondrion
Molecular function (GO): tRNA binding; aminoacyl-tRNA deacylase activity; isoleucine-tRNA ligase activity
Source: RefSeq, a predicted model, not a curated record
UGCUAAACAUUCGUGUAGAAAAGGUCGUUACUAAUAACGACAAAUGUGGAAACUGUAGCACAACAGCAGGUGGUUUUCGAGCAUUUUUUUCACCCGACAGUCUGAAGAGAGCACACCGUUCAUUCCUCCAUGCUACUCUGUCGCAUUUCAGCUGUAAGCCAUACUGUAGCAAGAUGGGGACUGGGUUCGCGGAGAGGCGCCCUACUCCACCCGGCACUCUCCUUCAAUCCUAGCCGCUGUAAAUAUGCCAGUUCCACAGGGGACGUAGCGCAACCGUCCAGCACUCCGAAAACGGGGCAGUACCGGGACAGUGUGCUGCUCCCGCGCACUGAAUUCCCUAUGAAAUUGAAUGGGCAGAAACUGUUGGACCGAGAGCUUCAGAUACAGAGGGAAUGUGGCUUCGACAAGCUUUACUCCUGGCAGAGAGAACGGAAGGCUAAAAAGGAGUACUGUCUCCAUGACGGCCCCCCUUACGCCAACGGCGACCCUCAUGUGGGACAUGCUCUCAACAAGAUUCUUAAGGAUAUUCGGAACCGUUUUGAGGUGCUCAAGGGGAGGCAGGUCCACUAUGUACCAGGCUGGGACUGUCAUGGGUUGCCCAUUGAACUGAAAGCACUUGGUGAAUUAGGAACCAGUGGAUUAACAGCCCUCCAGAUUAGACAGAAAGCACGGGAGUUUGCAGAGGGUGCAAUCGCUCGUCAGCGUGCAGCGUUUCAGCGCUGGGGCAUAAUGGCCGACUGGGAUAACUGCUACUAUACUUUUGACGGGCGAUACGAAGCAGCACAGCUCCAGGUCUUUCAGGAGAUGCAUGGCAAGGGUUUGAUCUAUCAGGACUUCAAACCUGUCUUCUGGUCUCCCUCAACAAGGACGGCUCUAGCUGAGGCUGAGUUGGAGUAUAACCCUGAGCAUGUGAGCAGGGCUGUCUAUGCUGCUUUCCCUAUGGCCACCCUACCGCCCAAACUAACAUCAGUCUCAGAAGGAUGGGGGAGUGUUUCGGUUCUUGUGUGGACAACUCAGCCAUGGACCAUUCCAGCUAAUCAGGCUGUCUGCUAUAUGCCCAAUGCCCAGUAUUCAGUGGUGAAGAGUGCAGAUAAUGAACAGCUUUUUCUGGUGGCCGCAGAGCGCAUUGCCAGCUUGUCUGCAGUAUUGGGUCGUGACCUGGAGAGUGUUGAGACAUUUGCAGGGUCACAACUUGAAGGUGGAGUAUGCCAGCAUCCAACAAUCCCAGGAAAAACGGUUCCACUGCUGCCUGCUAACCAUGUGACCAUGGCUAAAGGAACAGGAUUGGUCCACACAGCUCCUGCCCACGGCAUGGAUGACUAUAGUGUAGCAACACACUUCAAACUCUCAGUGGAAUGCAUGGUGGAUGAGGAGGGACGGUUCACAGAGCUGGCCGGCCCUGAGCUUCACAAUCAGUCUGUGCUGACUGAGGGCACUGCCACAGUGAUCUCCAUGCUUCAGGCUGCAGGUGCUCUGGUGAAAGAGGAGCAGUGUGUGCACAGUUACCCAUAUGAUUGGAGGAGCAAACAGCCUGUAGUCAUCAUACCUAGCAAGCAGUGGUUCAUCAACACUGCCAGCCUUAAGGACAAAGCCAAGGAUGUACUGCAGAAAGUGAAGGUUAUGCCAGAGUCAGCACGGGCCAGUCUGUUGGCCAUGCUGGACAAACGGACAUACUGGUGUAUCUCUCGCCAAAGGAGUUGGGGAGUACCUAUCCCAGUCUUCUACCAUAAGGAAACUAAAGAGCCCCUAAUCAACAAACACACGGUCAGCCAUGUGGCUGAGCUAUUCUCUGAGAAGGGCAGUGACUGCUGGUGGCAGGAGCCUCUGGAAACGCUGCUUCCUCCAGAAGUGCUGAAAAAGAGUAAAGCCGGUGCAGUGACGGACUAUGAGCGGGGAGAAGAUGUGCUGGAUAUCUGGUUUGACAGUGGAGUUUCCUGGGCAGCUGUUUUACAGGAAACAGACCCUCGUGCCGAUGUGUACGUUGAGGGGAAGGAUCAGAUUGGAGGUUGGUUCCAGUCCUCUCUGCUGACCAGUGUGGCCGUGCGCAACAAGGCACCUUACAAAGCACUGGUAGUACAUGGGUUUGCGGUGAGUGAGAAAGGGGAGAAGAUGUCUAAGUCCCUGGGGAAUGUGGUGGACCCAGACGUAGUCAUCAAUGGGGGAGAGGAUCCGUCCGUUUCUCCUCCCUUCGGGGCAGAUGUGUUGCGUUGGUGGGUGGCCGAGUCAAAUGUCUUCUCAGAGGUUCAGAUUGGCCCAAAUGCUCUUAAUUCAGCCCAAGAGAACAUCAAUAAGUUGAGAAACACACUACGGUUUUUGCUGGGGAAUCUGCAGGGGUUUGACCCUCGUUCUCAGGCUGUGGACUCUAAAGACAUGUAUUACGUAGACCAGUACCUGCUGCACCUGCUGCGUGAAUACAGCAUGAAGGUGACGGACGCCUACAAUGAAUUUGACAGUGGCAGAGUGAUCCGUCUCCUCCAGGCUUUCAUUGCCAGGGACCUCUCCAGCUUCUACUUUAGCAUCAUCAAAGACAGGUUAUACUGUGACCCUGAGGACUCACUGGGUCGAAGGUCAUGUCAGACAGUUUUAGAAGAGAUUUUAGAUGGUGUGACGCGUUCCAUUGCUCCUAUCCUGCCUCACCUCGCUGAGGAGGUUUAUCAGCAUGCUCCGGGACAUGAGGAAGGAGAGACUCUGUUCCGCAGUGGCUGGAUUAAGACCAGCCCUGUGUGGCGCAGGCCAGGAUUGGAGGAAGCUGUGGAGGGGGCGUGUGCCAUCAGAGACUCUUUUCUAUCAUCUAUCCCAGGACGCAAUGCUGCAGAGUACGACCUCACUAUCGCCAUCGAGCCUGGACUCUUCUUUGAGCUCAUGGAAUCUCUUCAGGAAGAACCCACCUCCACCUGCUCCCAGCUGACAGAACUAAUGAUGGCAUCACGCACCACCCUGCUCGGCGAGCUCCCGCGGGACCUGCCGCCUGAUGCUGUUACCAGGACAGGAAGCUUUCUCAUUAACCUGGAGGGUGGUGUUAUCCGUGAGGACAGCGCUUACAGCGUAGCGGCAGUGCCCACUUCUCUCUGCCGAUGCCCACGCUGUCGCCGUUACACUGCUGAAACAGCCGACUGUCUGUGCCCACGAUGCCAAAGCAUCGUAGGACAAGCACACUAAUCAUUUGUUUUCUGACACGACGGCCACCAAUUCCUUUGCUCGUAAACCUGUUACAUACAGACUGUCAGUCACUCCCCACUCAACAAGGGCUCCCACAGGCCAGCAGGGGGCAGUCACACGAGCAGGCACUUUACCUACUCCUCCAGAGGCUGGCGUGGUCAUAACAAUGGUCCAGUCACAACGCUCAGAUAGUCACACUGUGGUUGCUAAGCUGUGACAGUGUGAAUCGGUUUCAUUUGGUUGAAGUGUAUUUAUUUAAUUGUUGGUGGGGAACACUAUUGAGUAUACAAAAAUUUCCUUUGGAACUCCUUUGGCUUUAACAUCCACUCCAAAGUGGUGAAAAUGAAUUAUAAAUGAAUCAUUCAGUCAGCAGGAGAACUGUUUGACAGGACGUGUGUUAAUAUUAUUGUGACGUCUAAUGAGGAUGAGGGUGGCUUUUCUUUGUUGUACCAUUAUUUGUGUCACUGUGUGACUCAAACAUAAGGUUAAGAGUGAGAUUAGCCAUAAUGCUGUUGAUCUGUACA